CAAUGAUGCUUUUUUAAAACAAUAUUGGCGCUCGUCCAAAUUGGGUGGUACAGACUUGCGGAGUAAUUUUGACCUGACAUUCCAAGUGAAAUCGCCUCGUGAGUUCAAAUGUCUCGAGUCAACUCAGUUCACAUAAUCGAUCACAUCAAAUCACACAACUUGCUCGAAGUAUCGGCAAUAAUUUUGGAUUAACUGCAAAAUACAAAAAACUAAUAGCGUCGCAAAAUGAUAGCUCGGAAGUUAGGGAACCUACAGGUUCUCAUUCAAAACAACCACGCCAAUUUCCUCGCAGAGAAAGACAGAAUGGUCAAAGACAAAGAAACAUUCGAAAAACAAUACUAUGUUGGUCCAAUGCUUGGCAGUGGCGGAUUUGGGACAGUAUACGCAGGAACCAGAAGAAGAGAUAAUUUACCAGUUGCAAUAAAACACGUGGGGAAACAGAAAGUUACAGAAUGGGGACAGUGCAAUGGACAUAUUGUACCAAUGGAGAUAUUAUUGCUCAAGAAAGUCUCACACAUACACGGUGUUGUGAAAUUAUUAGACUAUUUCGAGAAACCAGACAGUUUUAUUAUGAUUCUCGAACGUCCAGAGCCAGUAAAAGACUUAUUUGAUUACAUAACUGAAAAGGGACCUUUGAGUGAAGAUCUCUCUAGAGACUUCAUACAACAAGUUGUAGAGACAAUCAUUUGCGUGCACAAAGCUGGUGUCGUACAUAGAGACAUUAAAGAUGAAAACAUUCUCGUAGAUCUGAAAACUGGUCAACUCAAGCUCAUAGACUUUGGUUCAGGAGCCAAGCUCAAAGACACAGUAUAUACAGAUUUUGAUGGAACAAGAGUGUAUAGUCCACCUGAAUGGAUCCGUUGUCAUAGAUACCAUGGUCGCCCAGCAACUGUAUGGUCGCUUGGUAUACUCUUAUAUGACAUGGUCUGCGGGGACAUUCCAUUUGAGCAAGACGAACAGAUCUGUAAAGCUGAACUCUCAUUCAAACCUGGUCUUUCAGAAGAAGUUCAAGACCUGAUUAGCAAAUGUCUGUCUGUACGACCAUCUGACCGUCCUAGUCUAGAAGAAAUAUUACAACACCCUUGGGUGCAGGGUACAGAGACAAUUGUAGAUCUAGAAAAAUUAACAAUCCGGCGGAUACCCGCAGAUGAACAAUCUCUGGAUGAGCAGUCAACGGGAAGCCAAGAGAGCCUCCCGUGCUAA
Molecule: messenger RNA, 1203 nt
Organism: Owenia fusiformis
Lineage: Eukaryota; Metazoa; Annelida; Polychaeta; Sabellida; Oweniidae
Source: the annotation of a GenBank genome assembly